Orbilia oligospora ATCC 24927 is the source of this 471-nucleotide messenger RNA. RefSeq lists its product as uncharacterized. Lineage: Eukaryota; Fungi; Ascomycota; Orbiliomycetes; Orbiliales; Orbiliaceae. The record is from RefSeq and is a predicted model, not a curated record. The transcript has a single exon. Bases 1 to 471 code for a protein of 156 amino acids.
AUGUUCUUUAACAUCAUAAAUUAUACUCUCCUCUUCCUCGCUACUCCGUACAUGGUCUCUGCCGUAUUAGUGAAAUCACACCCCAAAUACGGAAAGAACCCAUCGCCCGCAUGGCAGAUUCCUCAUGGCGUUUGCCACGAUGUUUCUGCAAAGUUCGAAGGCUACACCACUGGCACUCAAUUUUAUAAUAAUAUCUUGAACCCAGGUGUUUGGCUCGGUGGCACCCCCUUUGGUGGUUGCAGCGGGAAUUCGAUGUGUGCCCAAUGCAUGGAGGCCCGCAAUGCCACAACCGGCCUCGGCGUCCUGUUCCUCAUUGUCGAUUAUGAAUGCGAUUUUCUGGUAACGGCUCCUGGCGCAGUGACCGCUCUCAAUGCCCUACCCUCCGAAGUCCAAGGGCUGUCCGGAAGACCCCUCAGCUACUGCUACAAAAAUUGCGUCCCUCCUCCAGGCGAUGCGUGGGGCUGUCAGUAG